UGUACGGUGUGCUUGUGUGUGUGUGUAUUUGUUGUAUUAGAAUGUGGAAAUUUUUUUUUUCCACAAGGCUGGGUGCAGCAAAAGUAGAACGAGUGGACGAUUGCAGAAAUGGGAAAAAACAAACAUAUACAAACACACACACACACACACAUAUACACAUCACAAGAAGGUCUUCCUGUUUGACGUCACGUACAUAGAGGGCUGACAAUUUCCAGUGCAUGUGGGGUGGUGGGAAUUUUUGCUGCUUCAAUAAUAGAAACUUUAUACAAAUUUUAAUUGCAAACGAAGCAACCAAAUUGCUACGCCAAUUGAAGGUGAUGUGCGUUAUCUGUUGUUUACAUUAGCCACACCGUAAGCUUUCAGUAAGAAAAGCAAAGAACAAUGGCUUCUGAAAUAGACGAACAAGUUCGGCUGGAAGAUACUCUGAAAACGUUCCAGCAGCUUCGUGCGGAUUCAUCGAUAAGCGACAAACCUACGACCGUGAUUGGAAGGAAUCCGUUUCGUGCAGAGCUGGACAGUGCCAGCGAAGCGCGUAUGAAAGAUCGUCAGUUGAUAAGGAAAAUUUUCGGCAACCGCUGCGAGUGUGGUGCGGAACGGGCACCCAUCGCAGCGACAGCAACGCACCAUGGCAAACAUAGCGCAUCGAUGCACUUGGAGCAUGGCAUACGAAAUCAACCCACGUUCAAGCACAAGCAUCGCUCCGAUCGGAAAACAAUUGUGCGAGACUCCAUGCUGCGUAACAUCGGCAAGUGUGUGCAUCAGAAUCUGCGAAAGAUGCACGAUGGAAAAGGGAUCGCCGGAGCGUCCGGUACGCCGAUCAAACCAUCCCUGUCGGAGACAAAUCUCACCAAAUGCUUCGCGAACGAGGCUAGCGAUGAUAUGCUCGAUUUUAGGUUACUGAUCACGCAGUGUAACGAACUGACGCUUGUCCCGGGUGCGACCGGUGUUGGAUCAACAACAUUCCGGCCAACGGACGAAGCGAUACCAAACUUUUCGCACAACAGCUUCCGAGCGCUUCGUUCGACGGAUCUUACCUGGCAGCAGCUCAGCCGAACGACGGCCAAUGCAAGGCACAAUCGAAAGCGGCAGCUGAAGAAAUCCAACAGUACCUCAUCGCUUGACAGUGACGGCAGCAGUGUGGAGGUAAACUUUAAGGGUAGUGGAACGCGCUGCGGUUCGUCGCAGGGCAGCGUUGCGAUCGAUAGUGAUGGUUUGGCAAUGGGGUCACUGUUUCCGGCGCUGCCCCUAGGUGGUGCUGCAUCGACGGCCGGUGGUUCAUCGUCGGCCAGUAGCAGCAACAGUAACAGCACGAAUGCAUCAUCUGCUUCCUCGUCAGCUGCGGCUUCCUGUUCGCAGCAGGCCCGCCUUAACGCCAUGCCCUGCGAUGUAACGAUCGACGAGAUGGCAAGCUAUUUCGAGACGCUUGUUUACAUCCCGAAGAAAAUGUCCAGCAUGGCGGAGAUGAUGUACAUCUAAUGCGGAGAAAAAUGGAGGCUUACCAUACAUACCACGUGAAUGGCACCGUGGGAAUAAUUCCCGUUCCCGUGUGCUGUCCCAGAAUGUGACUUUUUUUGGGGUAGAUUUGUUCGUAACGGUGUCGUGUCCUGUACAUUUAUUUCACUUUUCCUUUUUUGGGUGUUAGCGUUAUAGUAUCCGAGCAAAUGGGUGUCCCUGUUUCGUCUUCUAACCAGCUAAACAUGUUUGCUAAAUGCGCCAUGAUUGGAAUUGGCCAUGAAAUUUACCAGUAGGAAAUGUCCGUUUCGAAUGCAGCUGAAUUCGUUGCCCUAUACAUGUGCACUCCUCAAAUGCAAAGCAAUGUGGGAGAGUUAAAAUUAGUCAACAAUACACAUACUCUUGAAAUGGUAAUAUCAAUUAGUUUUAAAAGUUGCUCACAAAUUCAAACCCCGUACAAUAAUUUCUUUGACUGAUCAGGAUCGUUUGUCUGUGAAGCGUAUAGUGAUAAAUGAUUGGUUUGAAGAAAAAGGAUAGCAAAAGUUUUUUUUAUUUUCCCACUGAACACAAUGAUGCGUGUCUAUAUUAUCAUUGAGGAAUCGCACACUCCGUUCGGUCAUUUAUGGGCUCGGAAUUAUGAGUGUUUGUGUGGUUGUUGAUUUUUUAGAUCAAAAGAAUGGCUUGUAUCGUUGGUGAAAAUUUAAAGUAAUAUCCCUUCAACACGCUUUAAACGAAAGGGACGUUAGAACAAACAUACUUUAUUCUAUCCCAAGGCACCCAUUUAAUUCGCAAGUAUUCUCAUAAUCCAUCAUCAUUCGAUCGUGAAAGCUAGAAUUAUUAUUCUAGCGAAAGUGUAUUUCUUCCGAUACUACCAACACUGUAUGAGAUAUGUUUCUGUCUUUAAUGGUUAAGAAUGUAUAACCCUAGCUCAUGUUUUUAUGCCCACACAUAAAGUCAUAUUAUUGCCCUUGUAGUAAAAGAUGUGUCUCUCUCCUGCUCGAAGUGUGAGUGUGUGUAGCUGUAGAGUGCAUGAGGAUAGUAGUGUAAGAAAGGAGCUGAGCGACAGAGAGGAGAGAAACGGGAAUGUGUAGAUCGAAUUUAUCAAUCGUUCUUCAUUUUGUAUUGAUCGUUUUAUCUGAAUAAAGGAAGCAUAUGAUUCCAGGUUAAAA
This is a messenger RNA of Anopheles funestus (African malaria mosquito), 2621 nucleotides long. RefSeq lists its product as uncharacterized. The record is from RefSeq and is a predicted model, not a curated record. The transcript is spliced from 3 exons. Lineage: Eukaryota; Metazoa; Arthropoda; Insecta; Diptera; Culicidae. The coding region runs from base 382 to 1476 and encodes 364 amino acids. Gene Ontology annotation, biological process: cellular response to hydrogen peroxide.